Molecule: messenger RNA, 1368 nt
Organism: Bipolaris sorokiniana ND90Pr
Lineage: Eukaryota; Fungi; Ascomycota; Dothideomycetes; Pleosporales; Pleosporaceae
Exons: 3
Coding region: 228-1193 (321 amino acids)
Source: RefSeq, a predicted model, not a curated record
CGACAACAUCCAUGUACUCUCAGCACCAUGCCCUAACCAACCUGAAUGGUAAAGCUGUCGUUCUGUCGUUCGUUCAUCUGCUUCUCUCUGCGAUUGGAGCGUCAUAACACAAUCCAGACACUUGACAUUGACCGACACUACUAUUAUCACCAUCCCAUGCGUCGUUCGCCUACUAGAUUUCCACUCAUCUCUGCUACCUGUAACUACCUUGCAUUUAUCAGGACAAAAUGUUGCUACCCGUGCGAUCACCUUCUAAAGAGUCAACUACUUCACACCACCCUCUGCCGACUACAGUCUUACAUACAGUGAACGUAAUGCGCUCAACACACCACGAAACCAAUAAAUCUUCUCUCAAGACACCAGAUAUGGAAACCGAAGUGUCACAGAUAGAAGCCAUCUUUUCAUCUCACACUUCUCAAACGACUUCUCCCGACUCUUCAACCCAGACGCAACAUGCACAGGCGCCUCCACCCGAACCAACCACCACUCCAACCUCCAACACAGGUGCCAAUUGCGCGGCGAGGCAAAGUCCGAAGAGGGCUCGUGGAGAGGAUGAUGAUUUAGCAUCUGCAGCCAGUACGCCACAUUCAAAAAGGACUAACAACAAGGCAAGCGCGACACCAAACAGCAAGGCAACUAUAAAGAAGCCUGCUCGCAAGAAGUCUGCGCCCAAGAAAACCACUACGCCAACACCCUCUAGGUCGCAACCUUCAAGAAACCGCAAAGCCCCUGAGCGCUUUGAAGACUUUGAGGAGAAAACAGCCAAAUCUCUCCCAAGCAAGAAGGGUACCAGUAAGGUUUUUGACUCCGUCUUCAUCACAACAAACUCCACCAGCCGCUUGGUCAAGGCAGAUAUAUACCAUAUGCUUCUUGAAGGCUCAGCCUGGUCAUGUCUUAGUGCAGAACAGCAAAGCACUCUCAUUGCCAUGUUACCUCAGGACAGUACAAACCAAGGUUUGUUGACCAAGAUCAACGCAGGCGAAACGGAAGGCACACGACCAUCAGCUUUUACUUUAGCAAAUGACUGCUUCCGUACCGAUGUCGCAAAGUUUCAGGAAGAUCUCAAGAAUGGUCAUUUGGCCAAAACUUGGCAGACCGCUGCUGAACAGGCAGUCAUUGAGCGCGCAGCAGGAGAGUACGACAGGUGGAAAGCUGAAGAAGCAGAAUCAUGGUGGGGUCAAAAAAGCGUGUGAAGCAUCAUUAUUCAGAAAUACCUGCCAUGGGACCAAGGUGGGUGACUUCGCGUCUGUAACCUGAGUUCACACGUACUCAAUGAAAUGCUACAUUCAGAGACACACUUUAGUACUCCAUUCCGGCGUCUGCAAACAGAUUCAUGCUACUUGCAGUAUGGCUUUCAAUAGUUGGAGU